Messenger RNA from Auanema sp. JU1783, 720 nucleotides. Lineage: Eukaryota; Metazoa; Nematoda; Chromadorea; Rhabditida; Rhabditidae. The record is from the annotation of a GenBank genome assembly.
UUGCAGUCAUACCAUAAAAAAUUACAAACUAAGCACUCUGAGGUUUCUAGAUACCGAGGAGAACUUCAGGAACAGUAUGAAAACUUGAAAAAUGAAUGGGGGACUGAUAUUGCAAAGUUACACGCUGAGACCUCUGAUACUGCUGAUGGAUUCUCGAACGAAAUUCCAGUAGAUGAGGAGGAAACCGUUCCUGCUCGAAAAUCAAUAGCUUUCACGGUUGAUCUUAACCCUCCUGUCGUACAACCUGUGAACAAAGAGGUUUCACUACAAUCUAGUCAAAGUUCAGUAAAAACCAAAUCCUUUCUUGAUGGGGGUAAUACAACUGUGGAUGCUUCUGUCGCUGCAGCUGAUGUUUCUGCUGGUCUUAUCGAUAAAAGUGGGGACUCAUUUUUGGAGCAAAACAAUGAACUUAGCGCUGAAGGGGACUCAAUGUUGUCUAAUACUUUUCUUAAUGAAAUGGAAGAAUUGAAGUCCAACUUGGCUCUUGAUUCUUCCCAGAAUUCUAUGAAUGCUCAACAGAGCAGUGUCUGCUACAAUUCAUCUAAAGAGCCUCUACGUGUGGAUCCUGAAACUCCUCAAGCUACCGAACCUGUCGAGACGGAAAACGAGAAACCUUCAUGUGAAGUAAAAAAGAAAUCUAGCUCCUUAAUAUCUAAGUUCAUUAAAAAAUCACGAUCGUUGUCCCGUUCUCGCAAAGAUAAGAAGAAGAAACCGCCAUAA